Molecule: messenger RNA, 1554 nt
Organism: Solenopsis invicta (red fire ant)
Lineage: Eukaryota; Metazoa; Arthropoda; Insecta; Hymenoptera; Formicidae
Exons: 2
Coding region: 31-612 (193 amino acids)
Source: RefSeq, a predicted model, not a curated record
UUUUAAAUCAUUAUAGUCACACGUCACCAAAUGCUUGCUCCAAAUGUAAAAUUGAAGGCCAUCGUUGCGAAGAAAGGCUAUCGUGGAAUAAUGAUUUUUCCAGGCAUUCAUCAUUCUCUAAGAACAGAUGAAGAGUACAUUAACAUGGUUGACAAAAAUCAUCAUAAAGGCCCGAGUCCAUUACAUUCGAUACUAGGACUUGUCACGCAGGUUCCCUUUGAACCUUUACAUCUAAUAUAUUUAGGAAAUGUGAAAAAAUUGCUUCAUGCCCUCAUUCAGGGAAAAUAUGGACGUCAGAAGCUGAAUCGGAGACAAUUGGACAUCCUAGAUUCGAGAAUAAUGACUCUAAAAUUACAUUGUCCUACCGAUUUUAAUCGCCGCCCAAACAAACUAAGUAUGUUUCAUCAUUUCAAAGGCACGGAAUUUAGACAAUUUUUAUUAUAUACUUCCCCAGCCAUUCUGGAAAAUGUUCUUGAUGAAGAAUAUUACAUGCAUUUUAUUUUGCUUCAUUGCGUGAUACGCAUCCUCAGCUGUCAUAAUGUAACCGAUGAAAAUAUAUUAGAAAACCGCAUCUCACAUUGCAACAAUUUUAUAAAAGAAUGCAAGAAUUAAAUGACUUUGUUGUUGCACACACCGACAAUAUUAUUGAAAUUUAUGGUACAAAAAAUCAUGCAGAAGGUCCUGUAGCAGAAAAUAUUCCUCUUCAUCAUUGUCAACAAUUUAAGAAGUUACAAGUAGGAAAAAUAACAUUUUCUAUAAACGAACGUGACAAUUGCUGUCUCCUCAAAAAUUCUGAAAUCUGCAUAAUAAGUAAUAUUGUCCAAAUUGAAGGUGAAACUUUGUUCAUGGUCAAGAAAUUUGGUACACGCGCAAAUUUUUAUAACGUUGGAGUUACUUCGGAUGUUGUAGGAGUUUAUCACUGCUCUAAUUUAUCUAAUACUGUAGAAGCAAUCAACUUACUCGACGUCAAAGCCAAAAUGUAUAGAAUGCCUAAGUAAAGCGGCGUAGAAGGACAAGAAAACAACGUCAUUAAAAAUGUAUAAAUCUGCGUAUCCUUACUUACACCAUUAAUAAUACCUCAACAGUAAUAAAUAAAUAAUGCGAAUAACGAAUAAGACAAAUAAAGAAUAAUGCGAAUAACGUAUAAAAUUUUAUUUAAAUAAUUAUCUAAAUAAAAUUUAUUCGAAAAAUAACGAAUAAUGCCUAACUCUGAUCCAUACAAAUAAACGGCAGCAUUACUGUAAAAGAAAGGGUUCAAAAUUUUUUUUUUUUAAUGCAAACAAAUUACAAAUUACUAUAAAUUUAUUUAUUGAAUAACUUCUAGACAGAAAAUAGAGAAAAUAAAGAGAAGAUUAAAAAAUGAAGCCAUUAGAGAAGAAGAAAGAAGAUACAAUUUCCAAAGUUAGUGGUAGGAAGAUAAAACGCCCGAAAAAAGUUGAGACGACGUCUUCGGAGGAAGAGCACAGGCAAACAAAGAAAGCAAAACCUGACCGAGAAAAAAUGAAGGCCGAAAUAUUACGUUUACGACAAUUUGUCGAAAAUAUGAAAGAAAGU